AUGGUGGCAGGUGAAUUCGUAGGUGGUAACAGUUUAACACAACUUAUCAAUCCUGGCGGAGUCGUGUUUGAUUCUUCAAUGAAUAUAUACGGUACAGAUGUAGGAAAUCAACGUAAUCAAAAAUUUCUCAAAUUUCAAGGAUAUGUAUUUUAUAUCGCAGAAUGCUACUCUGCAUCAAAGUACUUUGCAAGAGAAGUAUUAUACUAUGAAAAUGCCACAAUUAAUCAUCAUUCGCAAAAAGAAUAA
Messenger RNA from Adineta ricciae, 246 nucleotides. Lineage: Eukaryota; Metazoa; Rotifera; Eurotatoria; Adinetida; Adinetidae. The record is from the annotation of a GenBank genome assembly.